CCAUCACAGUUCUGUCACCGACACGGAUCGAGAACGGGCACUGAAUUCCUUCAUAACGAUGUGGAACUACGUGCUAAUCUCGACCCUUGUGUUAUUUGUGUCGUUGCUGUAUCAUUGUUAUUUCAACAGUCCAGCUAGCAUUAUCGAGCACCCUAAUACACAUUAUGAUUACAUAAUCGUUGGUGCUGGAACAGCAGGAUGCGUCCUGGCAUCACGACUUUCCGAAAAUUCGAACCUAUCCGUUCUGUUAAUCGAAGCGGGCGGCCAUUUUGGAUGGGUAUCAACUGUUCCAAUUUUGGCGCCAGUUAUGCAAAGAACCGAGGUCGACUGGUCCUAUUCAACGGAACCCCAGAUGUUCUCUUCGAAAGGAUUUUGGAAUCAUAUUCAAAAAGUUCCAAGAGGUAAAGGGUUGGGUGGGAGUGGCCAGAUAAAUCAUUUGGUUCACUCCUUCGGAAAGCCGGAAGAUUAUAAAGCCUGGCCCAAAGGAUGGUCACACGCCGAUCUACUUCCGUACUUUAAAAAGGUGUCCGAUAUCAUGAACGUAAUGUCCAGCCCGGAGGAGGAAUAUCUGGCGGAAGCUUUUCUCAUGGCGGAAGAAUCGUUGAAGUUGAAUAAUGUGACUCUACAAAAGGGGCUGUAUACCACUAAAAGAGGUUCCCGGUGGAGCACAUUUAACGCUUAUUUAGAAAAUGCCUGGAACAGAAAGAACUUGCACAUUCUCACGAACACGUUGGUCUCUAAAAUACUUUUUAAAGAGAAUUCGGUCGCAGACGGGAUCAAGGUGAUUUAUAAAGACGGAUUGGUGGGAAAGAUUGGAGCCAGAAAAGAGGUGAUUCUUUGUACGGGUGUUAUCAAUACUCCUCAAUUGCUCUUGCUUUCGGGAAUCGGACCGGCUGAAGAACUUGAUAAAUUUCAGAUACCUGUGGUGAGCAAUCGUCCGGAAGUGGGCAAGAAUCUCUUCGACCACUUUAUGCUUCCGGUUUAUGUUAAUCUGGAGGCAAGAGUGAGUAUAACUUUGUUCAAGCUCCAAACACUUCCUGAGGUGCUCAAUUACUUCAUGUUUGGAAGAGGAUGGUAUGCAACCAAUGGUAUAAUGGCUGUAGGUCGCUCGAAUGAUAGCGGUGUCAUGCUUUUUGGAGUGGGUUCUGCCGAUGAAAAGAUAUUGAAGAGUUUGUCUAAUUACAAAACAGAGCCUUACAGGUCGCUCUAUCCAUCCUACGACAACAGCUCUCGAGAAGGAUUUAUAUUCCUAUCUUUUUGUUUACAACCAAAAAGUCGUGGGAGUGUUUCAUUAAGAUCUACCAAUAUUCGUCAUCAACCGAGAAUUAAUCCUGCUUACCUUCAACACUACGAUGAUGUACUCUGCACUCAUCGGGCUAUAAACUUUGCCAUUCAGACGCUCGAGACACCCAAGUUUCGUGAGUAUGGCGCAAAGGUUCAUCACCCUGAUCUAGAUGAGUGUCGAGACCUGCAACAAGACUAUCGGGACGUCGAAUACACGGAGUGUGUAUUGAGAGUCGGCGGUCUCACGAGUUACCACAUGUGUGGUUCCUGCAGGAUGGGUGCUGAUGAUCAUGCAGUUGUCGACGAGAAAUUACGAGUUAAAGGAGUGAAUAAACUCAGAAUAGUAGACGCCAGUAUACUACCGACUCCAAUUUCUGGAAAUCCGAAUUCCGUGCUAAUUGCUAUAGCGGAGCGAGCGAGCGAUCUGAUCGCGAAUCAGCCACACAACUGA
Eufriesea mexicana is the source of this 1735-nucleotide messenger RNA. RefSeq names its product neither inactivation nor afterpotential protein G. Gene Ontology annotation, molecular function: flavin adenine dinucleotide binding; oxidoreductase activity, acting on CH-OH group of donors. Bases 59 to 1735 code for a protein of 558 amino acids. Lineage: Eukaryota; Metazoa; Arthropoda; Insecta; Hymenoptera; Apidae. The transcript is spliced from 9 exons. The record is from RefSeq and is a predicted model, not a curated record.